This is a messenger RNA of Fomitopsis serialis, 1076 nucleotides long. RefSeq lists its product as uncharacterized. The coding region runs from base 306 to 764 and encodes 152 amino acids. Lineage: Eukaryota; Fungi; Basidiomycota; Agaricomycetes; Polyporales; Fomitopsidaceae. The record is from RefSeq and is a predicted model, not a curated record. The transcript has 4 exons.
AGCGGAUCCAGGGCAUGCACGUGUGCGCGAAGGUUGGGAGGACCGAGUCCGGCGCCUCCGAGCGCCUCCUCACUCCCCAGAUUCAGCCGCCCGGGGCGCGUGGCCGCAACUUCUCGUCGCCCAGCCCCUUACAUGUAAUCAGUCGUGUGUGCGGAUGAGUCUAAGAGAAGUUCGGGGCGGAGACGACGAUAACCUUUUGUAUAAUAGGACGUCGUUUGUGCGAGCGCUGAACGUCCUCUGCUCGCACUGCCCUCGUCUCGUCGGUGUGUUCGCUCAGUCUUUCACUCUCCGUAACACUGGAUCAAAUGCUCGCGUAUGAUGCCAUCUACUUUCCCGCUGACGGGCGACCUCCAUGUGUAGUCUCUCUCAAGGCCACUCCGCUCAGCACGUCCGUCGUUGAUCAACGAUGGCCUUUCCAAUGCGGUUGCAUUCCCCACCCGGAGAUGUACAUGGAGAAAAUCGCCGAGGGCCUUGUAUCUCGUUCGUGGCGGUUUCAGAUCGCCGACCGCCUCGACUGCAUGAACAGGACUUUUGCGACGCCAUAUGUCAUCUUUUACCCUACUGUCUCGCGGGAUGGCAUGCCGUUCCGCGUCAACAAAUGCGCAAAGGAGCUACAUGACGAACACUUCGUAGAUGCCAGAGCCUGGCGUGGAGAUAUCAUCGUCGCGAAAUUCCGUGAUGAGGCAUGCAGUAGCAUGAUGGACGCCUCGAUGGCCGACUUCCCCAUUCUGAAGAUUUGGCUGUCCCAACGACCCGGGCCAUGAGGCCUUAGAUGUAUGGUACCUCGGAAUCGUUGGCGCUGCAUAGUAUGUCUGCCUCGAUAACUGUAUUUCACGCAGUCUGUUCAAUCCGUCCAGCAGCCUGCGGGAGCCUAAGAGUAGCCGUGCAUUGCGACUGUAUUCUCACUCUCGCUUACGCUUGUAAUCUGUAACCCUGCUUUCCAUCGCACGCGUUCGAUGGCAAAAAAUGAGGGCAUCGACCUGGGGAGCUGUCUGUCGGACGGUGGGUGAGGUGUGAUUGCGGUCUGAUGCAUGCUGCAGCGUUUCGAAGGACAGCCUAGCUUCUAUCUCGCCUAC